This is a messenger RNA of Populus euphratica (Euphrates poplar), 3369 nucleotides long. RefSeq names its product proline-rich receptor-like protein kinase PERK9. The transcript has 8 exons. Gene Ontology annotation, biological process: protein phosphorylation. The record is from RefSeq and is a predicted model, not a curated record. Bases 767 to 3082 code for a protein of 771 amino acids. Lineage: Eukaryota; Viridiplantae; Streptophyta; Magnoliopsida; Malpighiales; Salicaceae. Gene Ontology annotation, molecular function: ATP binding; protein kinase activity.
AAAAUAUGUGAAUGUUUACUUUUCAUGCUAAACAAAACUGCCUCAUUAUUCUUCAGCUUUGACGGUCUCUAUCGACACUGCUCUGGAUUUGAGACCCCACAAUCCGUGUUCCUGAUUUGAACUUCAUAUGUAGGUAAGACAGAGAGAGAGAGAGAGUUUUAAAGAACCAGCCGAUAUUGGCUGCAAUGCAAAUGACCUGAAGUAAAAGAAAGGUACGGUUUCUUGAGUUUUUAGCAUCUGUGUUCUUGUUUGUAGAGUAAUUAAUGGUGCAAGUGUCGCUGCAUUUGCCCGCUGAAUGUAGAGGAUCUUAUCGGCGUUACUGGAAUCAGUUUACUGAUCGAAGUCUGGGUCUUUUAAAUUCUACUCUAAAUUUAGCAAUUUGGGUGUUGCUUUAAAGGUUGCCUCUGUGAAGUGGCUUUGGUCUUGUUUGUGAUUCCUGAUCUGAUUUUUAGCGGGUAAAGAGAUUGGAAAUCUGGGUUUAGCUAAAAACCCCGAAAGUGAUUAGGGUCUGGCUCCAAAGAGGUUACUGUGAUUUCAAGUAUGAAUGUUUGGUGACUUUUCAGAGCAUGGUUGGUGAAGUUUUGGUGAUUUGAAUCUAUCUUGGUUUUAAAAUUUGUUCAUUUUGGAGUUAUUUCUUGAAAUUGAUGGGUGUGUUUUGAUCAAAACCUUGCCUUUCGUACUGGAAUUGGGAGAACUUUGUGAAAAGCCAAUGAAAGUUUAAAUUCUGUGAUGUGAAUUUAAAGUCGCUUAAUCUGGAACUGUAGUGAUGGCAACUGUAUCUCCAUCCCCAAAUUCACCCCCCUCUGCUACUCCACCGCCUUUAAACAGUACACCACCACCAUCCACUACUAGUUCACCACCACAAGCCUCCUCUCCUCCUCCCACUUCCCCACCUUCACAGCCCAAUGCCAAUCCACCAGACCCAAGAACCCCUCCUGCUUCAUCACCACCACCCCAAACCCCUCCUCCUGCCACACCAUCAACCCCUCCACCACAACCACCACCUCCUAUGACAUCACCUUCUCCGCCUUUAUCCAGUAGUGAUCCUCCAUCAAACUCCAAUUCUCCUCCACCACUAUCAGCAACUCCGCCCGUGGGCUCACCUCCACCACCACCACCACCAUCUAAUCCGCCAUCAACUGCAUCUCCACCACCACUGUUGAAUCCACCUACAAGUUCCUCUCCACCAUCACCAUCAACAACACCACCUCAAAAUUCUCCACCACCAUCAUCGACACCACCACCUCAAAGUUCAUCUCCACCACCGCCUCAAAUCUCAUCUCCACCACCAUCACCAUCACCGCCACCUCAGAGUUCACCUCCGCCACCAUCUCCGCCAUCUCAGAGUUCACCUCCACCACCAUCAACACCGCCACCUCAGAGUUCACCUCCACCACCAUCAACACCGCCACCUCAGAGUUCACCUCCAUCACAACCCUCAUCUAGGCCACCUCAAAAUUCACCACCACCACCUCCUCCGACCCCCCCACCAGCAUCCUUGUCACCUCCUCGAAGAUCACCUCCACCACGAGCAUCAACUCCACCUGAGAAUUCACCACGUCCACCAAUUUCAAUAGCCCCUCGUCCCAGUAAUGUGCCCCCACCUCCUAGGCUUACUCCUCCAACUUCUCCUCAAGCAACACCUGUCCCAUCAGAUUCCAAUCCACCAGCAUUGUCACCGCCAAAAAUAAGAUUGGCUCCGCCUCCACCCGCACUUGUGUCCACGCCAUCACCCACGAACAAUACCGCCUCUAAUUCACCUGGAAGUUCAAACUCCACAGGUAAUGGGGGCAUCGGUACUGGAGGUAUGGUGGCUAUUGGUGCAGCAAUAGGAAUUAUAAUGCUCAGCCUUGUUGGACUGGCUCUCUGGUGCAUGAGGAAGCGGCGAAAAGAGAUUUCUGGACUCAAUGGUGUUUAUGUUAUGCCAUCUUCUUUGGGCUCUUCUCCAAGAUCAGGUUCAACUUUCACAAAGACUCAUUCUACGGCUCCCCUAAUUGCAAGUGGUUCUAGCAGUGAUUGUGUUUCUUUGCCAACUGAAUCAAGCGGAUUAGGUAAUUCAAGGCCUUUGUUUGCGUUUGAAGAGCUAGUCAAGGCGACAAAUGGGUUUUCAUCCCAAAAUCUUUUGGGAGAAGGUGGAUUUGGUUCUGUAUACAAAGGUUACCUUCCAGAUGGGAGAGACGUGGCAGUGAAACAGCUAAAAAUUGGUGGAGGGCAAGGUGAGCGAGAAUUUAAAGCUGAAGUUGAGAUUAUUAGUCGCGUACACCACCGCCAUUUGGUUUCUCUAGUGGGCUACUGCAUAUUUGAGACCCGAAGAUUGCUCGUAUAUGAUUAUGUCCCUAACAAUACCCUUUAUUUCCAUCUUCAUGGGGUGGGUGGGCUGGCUCUGGAUUGGGCAACACGUGUUAAGAUUGCUGCUGGAGCAGCUCGGGGAAUAGCUUAUCUCCAUGAAGACUGUCAUCCUCGGAUUAUUCACAGGGAUAUUAAGUCGUCAAAUAUUCUCUUAGAUAACAACUAUGAAGCUAAGGUUUCAGACUUUGGGCUUGCCAAAUUAGCUCUUGAUUCAAACACUCAUGUAACAACUCGUGUUAUGGGAACCUUUGGAUACAUGGCCCCUGAAUAUGCAUCAAGCGGCAAAUUAACAGAGAAAUCUGAUGUAUUCUCAUAUGGAGUUGUGCUUUUGGAGCUAAUCACUGGACGGAAGCCUGUGGAUGCAUCCCAGCCCAUGGGAGAGGAGAGUCUUGUUGAAUGGGCUCGACCUUUGCUAAAUCAUGCACUAGAAAAUGGGGAACUUGAAAGUUUGGCAGAUCCAAGGCUCGAAAAGAACUACAUUGAAAGUGAAAUGUUCCGAAUGAUUGAGGCUGCUGCAGCCUGUGUGCGGCAUUCAGCUUCUAAGAGGCCACGGAUGGGACAGGUUGUUAGAGCUUUUGAUACUUUAGCGACAGCAGAUCUAACCAAUGGAAUGAGAGUGGGAGAAAGUGAGUUAUUCAACUCUGCACAACAAUCUGAAGAAAUUAGACUGUUUCGAAGGAUGGCAUUUGGUAGUCAAAAUUACAGUAUAGAUUGUUAUAGCCUGGAUAAUUAAAGAGCACAUGGUAAAUAGUGUUAGAGGUAAAUUCAUCUAUGAACAGUAGGAUUCAUGAAUUUUGAGAUGGAACAUAUACAAGCUCACGAUGUACAGGUUGGUCUCUGAAAUGAACUUUCUCCUGUAGGGGUUGGAUUUCAAGCCCUUGAUACUGGUAGCUAGGUUAUUUUAAUUUUCCCACGUCACAGGUGCUGUAAUUCUUUCUUCUUGUAACUAGCGUCUGCAAAUUUUUGUUCUGAACAGUAUUUUUUGUGUUAAUAAAAUCUCGAUUCAAUUUUGUCCAUUCA